Messenger RNA from Caenorhabditis elegans, 183 nucleotides. RefSeq names its product SPK domain-containing protein. The coding region runs from base 1 to 183 and encodes 60 amino acids. The record is from RefSeq and is marked reviewed. Lineage: Eukaryota; Metazoa; Nematoda; Chromadorea; Rhabditida; Rhabditidae. The transcript has 2 exons.
AUGGUAAUUUUCAAGAUCUUUUUUUUCAGGUAUUCGUCCCAGCACUUUUCUACACCCGACGCUUGUGGAUUCAAUGUAGAAGAUCAAAUAAAACUCCACUUCGUCUAUGGACUGGUCGUAAAUAGUACUCUUCGUGAGAAAAUUGAAGAAAUCGGUCAAGUGAAGUUAGAUUUCAAAGAUUGA